Mesocricetus auratus (golden hamster) is the source of this 1649-nucleotide messenger RNA. It is a transcript of the gene Sirt6, whose product is annotated as sirtuin 6. The transcript has 8 exons. The record is from RefSeq and is a predicted model, not a curated record. Bases 128 to 1132 code for a protein of 334 amino acids. NCBI's taxonomy places the organism in Eukaryota, Metazoa, Chordata, Mammalia, Rodentia, Cricetidae. Gene Ontology annotation, molecular function: NAD+ binding.
ACGCUGCCUCCACCGCCAACGCUCCCGCAGACCCGCUCCUCCUCCCCGGCCGUCCCUUCCUCGCUUCCGGCGGAAGCGGCCUCAACAAGGGAAACUUUAUUGUUCCCGGGCGGCGGUGCGGGCGGCGAUGUCGGUGAACUACGCAGCGGGGCUGUCGCCGUACGCGGAUAAGGGCAAGUGCGGGCUGCCCGAGGUCUUCGACCCCCCCGAGGAGCUGGAGCGCAAGGUGCGGGAGCUGGCGCGGCUGGUGCGGCAGUCCCCCCGCGUCGUCUUCCACACGGGCGCCGGCAUCAGCACCGCCUGCGGCAUCCCCGACUUCAGAGGCCCCCACGGCGUGUGGACCAUGGAGGAGCGCGGCCUGGCCCCCAAGUUUGACACCACCUUCGAGAGCGCCCGGCCCUCGAAGACCCACAUGGCCCUGGUCCAGCUGGAACGCGCCGGCUUCCUCAGCUUCCUGGUCAGCCAGAACGUAGACGGGCUGCACGUACGCUCGGGCUUCCCCAGGGACAAGCUGGCCGAGCUCCACGGAAACAUGUUUGUAGAGGAAUGUCCCAAGUGUAAGAUGCAAUACGUGAGAGACACAGUCGUCGGCACCAUGGGCCUCAAGGCCACGGGCCGGCUCUGCACAGUGGCCAAGGCGAGGGGACUGAGGGCCUGUAGGGGGGAGCUGAGGGACACCAUUCUGGACUGGGAGGACGCCCUGCCUGAGCGGGACCUGAUGCGUGCUGACGAGGCUAGCAGGACCGCAGACCUGUCAGUCACCCUGGGCACCUCGCUGCAGAUCCGCCCCAGUGGGAACCUGCCCCUUGCCACUAAGCGCCGGGGAGGCCGUCUGGUAAUUGUCAACCUGCAGCCCACAAAACACGACCGCCAGGCCGACCUCCGCAUCCAUGGCUACGUGGACGAGGUGAUGAGCGGGCUCAUGAAACAUCUGGGGCUGGAGAUCCCCGCCUGGGACGGGCCCUGCGUGCUGGACAAGGCCCUGCCACCCCUGCCACGGCCAGCUGCACCCAAGACUGAGCCCCCUGCACACCUCAAUGGCUCGGUGCACGCUGCGUGUAAGCCAGAGCCCAACAGCUCUGUACCCCACAGGCCCCCCAAAAGAGUAAAGACCGAGGCUGCCCCCAGCUGACCCGCGUGCGUGGGGUGGGAGGGGCAUUUGUAGGAACCACACAUGUUGGGAUUUCUGUUUUGUUUUUUGUGUGCUGAGGACUGAGCCCGGGCUUGCACACACCACACCUCGCCUUUUCCAGAUUCUUCUUUGAAACCUGGGCUCCCUAAGUCGCUCAGGCUGGCCUGGAGCUAGCGCCCUGCCCCCCUCAGCCUCCACAGUAGCAGGGGUGGCAGGCGAUGCCACCAGGCCCUGCACAGCUCCUUGGGAGUCUCACUGUGGCCCUUGUCCACGUCCCUUCGGGGAAUCUCGGGACACGGGGUUCCCACACGGGCGGAAGAGGCUGUGUCCCAGCCUCGAGGAUUCAUGUGUCCCACCUGCCACCUCUUGUGACUCAGGAUGAGCCUGAUCAGCAGUCACACACUCCACUCCGAACCCCUUGAUCCAGAGCCACCAGGGACCCAUCUACACUAAGGGACCGCAGGCCUCUGGAAGCCCCCCAAUGCAAUAAACAUGGAAUUCCUUUCGUAUUUUUAAA